Messenger RNA from Paraphaeosphaeria sporulosa, 1091 nucleotides. RefSeq lists its product as uncharacterized. The transcript has 2 exons. The record is from RefSeq and is a predicted model, not a curated record. The coding region runs from base 165 to 884 and encodes 239 amino acids. NCBI's taxonomy places the organism in Eukaryota, Fungi, Ascomycota, Dothideomycetes, Pleosporales, Didymosphaeriaceae.
GACUCAAGGUCCGGACUUCGAUUCACGCAUCACCGGUCUGUUCACUUUCACCUUCACUUGACGAACUAGCCUAGCGGCUUCCUGCAGAGAUAUAUCAAUACCCUGCCCCACCCUUCAUAUUCGGAAUAUUCGCACUACCACCUCCAUCGCGCAUUUCAUUCAAUAUGCCGUUCUCCAAGCCAACCGUGCCGGUUCACACCCGCGUUCAUGCUCCAGCUACCCUCCCGAAGAGCUGCGGCAAGAGCAACGUCAAGAAAACCUCCAAGGUCAACACCAAGGACGGCUCCACCCAGCCCCGCCCCGACAGGCUCCAUAUCCAUUUCCACCCGCACCCCCUCAAAUCUACCAAUGUAGACCAUAUUAACAACGUCAACGCGUCCAUCGUGCCCGGCGCCCUUCCCGUUGACACAGGCCUCUAUCUCCGCCCUUCCCGUUCGCUCUUCUCCCACGGCGGAAAAGCCCCCAUCAUGGCCUACAUCCCUCCCGGCAGCAAGCCCAGCACUCACUGCAUGUGGACCACCGACAGCGCCCACUUCAACGAGGCCAUAGACCUGUACAUGAAGCACGGCUUCGUCAAGGCCGUGAUCAAGAACACCAACGUAGACGGGGAGAAGGUCAAGUGUAGCGUCUUGCUUAUAGGACCUUGGGAGCAGGUGCCGAAGGGUGCGUUCAAAAUCCACAUCUGGAAGGAGCCCGUGACGUGGGUUCGUGCGGCGUGGAUGGCUGUGAAGGAUGAAUUUCGGAAGUCUUGCGAGGAGGUGCGCGAGCAAAUUAGGAAGGAGAAGGAGGAGAAUGAGAUGAAGAAGCGGGCGGAGGAGAAAUCGAAGGCGUUGGAGAGUGAGAGCGAGGAUGGCGAGUGGGAUGAGCAGAUUCCGUGGGAGUGAGGGGGCCGUCCUUCAGGCUGUCGAAGGUUGAUCUCGUACAAACGGUUUCUACAGGAGGGGCUGGCUGAUUGACGCUACUAGCUGAAGGCAUUCACGGAUAUCGAUUCUUGGUUUUUGAGAACUUCGAGUCGCCGCUUUGGUCUACCAAAGGUGGUGCCACUGGUAACCGCACAUCAAUGUUCAACAAAAUUGAAAUCACGUCAGACG